This is a messenger RNA of Alligator sinensis (Chinese alligator), 1299 nucleotides long. Its product is annotated as growth hormone-releasing hormone receptor. The record is from RefSeq and is a predicted model, not a curated record. NCBI's taxonomy places the organism in Eukaryota, Metazoa, Chordata, Crocodylia, Alligatoridae. The transcript has 13 exons. Gene Ontology annotation, biological process: positive regulation of cell population proliferation; adenylate cyclase-activating G protein-coupled receptor signaling pathway; cell surface receptor signaling pathway. Gene Ontology annotation, cellular component: plasma membrane. Gene Ontology annotation, molecular function: growth hormone-releasing hormone receptor activity; G protein-coupled peptide receptor activity; growth factor binding. The coding region runs from base 1 to 1299 and encodes 432 amino acids.
AUGACACUUGACUUGCUUCGGAAGAUGAAUUCCAGUGCUUUGUACCACUGUGCCUUUUACUCGCUGUGUCUUGCAACUCUUGUGGUUGGGCAUGUCCAUCCAGAAUGCGAUUUUAUAACUGAGAUGAAGAAAAACGAGAAUGAGUGUCUCAGGGAUGCUGAAGACUUGGGAAAUGGGACUAAAGGUUGCAAGAAAACAUGGGACCGGUUGUUGUGCUGGCCCGAUGCAGACGCUGGAGAGACUAUUGCCUUACCAUGUCCGAACAUCCUUUUUUACUUCAUGAAGAAGCCAGCUGGCCUGGUGAGAAGAAACUGCACGAAGAAAGGAUGGUCAGAUCCAUUUCCCUCAUACCAUAUUGCCUGCCCAGUGGAAGAUGAGAUUCCCAUUGAAGAACACUCCUAUUUUUCUACGGUAAAGAUCAUCUACACCGUAGGAUAUAGCAUAUCUAUCGCCUCGCUCACCAUUGCUGUGACAGUUCUCAUUGCCUUCAGGAGACUCCGCUGCCCCAGGAAUUAUAUCCACAUCCAGCUCUUUCUCACCUUCAUCUUGAAAGCUAUUGCCAUAUUCAUUAAGGAUGCCGUCCUCUUCCAGAAGGAAGACAUUGAUCAUUGCAGUUUCUCUACAACCGAAUGCAAGAUCUCAGUUGUUUUCUGCCACUAUUUUAUGAUGACCAAUUUCAUGUGGCUGCUGGUAGAAGCCCUUUAUUUGAACAGUCUGCUGCUCUCGUCCCUCCCUCAUGGAAGAAGAUACUUUUGGUGGCUUGUUCUGUUUGGCUGGGGUUUCCCAACAUUUUUCACCCUUGUGUGGAUAUUAACCAAGUUUUAUUUUGAAGACACAGCAUGCUGGGAUAUUAACCAGGGCUCUCCUUACUGGUGGCUAAUCAAGGGACCCAUCAUCCUUUCUGUUGGGGUCAACUUUAUCCUCUUUGUCAACAUCAUCAGGAUCUUGCUGAAAAAGUUGGACCCGAGACAAAUCAACUUCAAUAACUCGUCUCAAUACAGGCGUCUCUCAAAGUCAACACUGCUUCUUAUUCCACUAUUUGGGACCCAUUAUAUUGUCUUCAACUUCCUCCCUGAAUAUACCAACCUGGGAGUCCGGCUUUAUUUAGAGCUCUGCAUUGGAUCUUUUCAGGGAUUUAUUGUCGCUGUUUUGUACUGCUUCCUUAAUCAAGAGGUGCAAGCAGAAAUUGGCCGUCGAUGGCAAGGUAAGAGCUAUGGAAUAAUGCCAGUGUGGAGGAGGAGGACUAGGUGGACCAUGCCAUCCAGUUCUGGAAUCAAAAUGACUACCUCUGUGUGCUAG